AUGGGUCCAUCCGACGAAGGAACUUCAGCAGCUACAACUGGCCCGUCCGACUCCGCCACAACGGGUCCGUCCGACGAAGGAACUUCAGCAGCUACAACUGGCCCGUCCGACUCCGCCACAACGGGUCCGUCCGACGAAGAAACUUCAGCAGCUACAACUGGCCCGUCCGACUCCGCCACAACGGGUCUGUCCGACGAAGGAACUUCGGCAGCUACAACUGGCCCGUCCGACUCCGCCACAACGGGUCCGUCCGACGAAGGAACUUCAGCAGCUACAACUGGCCCGUCCGACUCCGCCACAACGGGUCCGUCCGACGAAUGAACUUCAGCAGCUACAACUGGCCCGUCCGACUCCGCCACAACGGGUCCGUCCGACGAAGGAACUUCAGCAGCUACAACUGGCCCGUCCGACUCCGCCACAACGGGUCUGUCCGACGAAGGAACUUCGGCAGCUACAACUGGCCCGUCCGACUCCGCCACAACGGGUCCGUCCGCCGAAGGAACUUCAGCAGCUACAACUGGCCUGUCUGACUCCGCCACAACGGGUCCGUCCGACGAAGGAACUUCAGCAGCUACAACUGGCCCGUCUGACUCCGCCACAACCGGUCCAUCCAACGCCACUGUGACUGGUCCAUCCGCCGCCGCCGCAAAUUCGGCAGCAGCAACUGGGUCAUCCGACGUCGCCACAACAGCUUCGUCCGACGCCACUGCUACUGAUCCGUCUGAUGCCGCCGCAACUUUGGCAGCAGCAACUGGCCCGUCCGACGAUGCAACUUCUCCUCCCAUGUGGGUCUGUUGGAGGAUCCUACAGAACUGUGUAUCAGCAACCCCUACAGGCUGUCACCUGACCAUGCUGUAUGAGAACACCAUGACACUGAACCACACCUUCACAGCUUUAGGAGUCCACUGUCUGGACAUCAGCGCCCGCAACGACAUCAGCAAACUGCAGACCUACAGUGAUAGUGUGUUCAGAGAAAUGAAAAGACGUCAGUGGGACAGUGGCCAGGGUUGA
This is a messenger RNA of Oncorhynchus nerka (sockeye salmon), 1011 nucleotides long. RefSeq names its product mucin-1-like. The transcript has 2 exons. NCBI's taxonomy places the organism in Eukaryota, Metazoa, Chordata, Actinopteri, Salmoniformes, Salmonidae. The record is from RefSeq and is a predicted model, not a curated record.